GAAGGCUGGCAUCGUGUGCUCCUUGAACGCGCGCACCGCCAUUUUAGCCUCCGCCAAUCCGGCGGACUCCUGCUACAAUCCCAAGCUCUCGGUGGUGGAGAACAUCAAAUUGCCGAAGAACCUUAUGACGAGAUUCGACUUGAUCUGGCUGAUGCUGGAUAAGCGGCACCGCGACAACGAUCAUCGGCUGGCGAUGCAUUUGUUGUCCAUGUACUCGGAGGGUGAGAAGAAACAAGUGGAGCCCGAGGUGGAUGCGGAGACCUUCCGGCGCUAUGUGUCCUUUGCUCGGCAGUGGGUCUUCCCCACCAUCUCCGACGAGGCGGCGGAGGUCCUGAGCGCCAGUUACAUGGACUUGCGGAACCAAGGCUCUCGCGAGGUGAUCACGGCCACUCCACGGAUCCUGGAGUCCCUCAUCCGGAUCUCUGAGUCUUUGGCCAAGAUGGAACUACGAGAGUCUGUGCUGGCAUCAGAUGUGAACGAGGCCGUGCGUUUGCUGAAAGCCGCCACCUAUGCAGCAGCCGUAGAUCCGGAGACAG
Molecule: messenger RNA, 536 nt
Organism: Durusdinium trenchii
Lineage: Eukaryota; Dinophyceae; Suessiales; Symbiodiniaceae
Source: the annotation of a GenBank genome assembly